ACCUACCCAAUCAAGCCUACUCAUAUCCACACCCUGCCAAGAAGAAGUCAAAAAAAAAAUGUCCCUCAACACUUUCCUCCUCUGUCUCCUCCUCCUCCUCUCCUUCUCCGUCAUCGCCCUUUCUGAUGAAGACUGCGUGUACACACUCUACAUAAGAACAGGGUCCAUCAUCAAAGGUGGCACGGACUCCAUCAUAAGCGUGAGGUUCUACGACAAGUAUGGUGACUACGUGGGGAUCUCCAAUAUUGAAGCAUGGGGAGGGUUGAUGGAGCCUGGUCACGACUACUUUGAGAGGGGCGAUUUGGACAUUUUCAGUGGAAGAGCGCCGUGCUUGAGUUCACCGGUGUGUGCCCUGAACUUGACCUCCGAUGGGACAGGGUCAGGUCAUGGGUGGUAUGUUAACUACGUGGAGGUGACCAAAACAGGAGUCCAUGCGACUUGUUCACAGAUGAAAUUUACUAUUGAGCAGUGGCUGGCUCUCGAUACUUCACCUUAUGAGUUAACUGCUAUUAGGAAUUAUUGUGAUUAUCUUGAUGUUAAGAAAUCCGCCGGAAGCUCUUCUAUGUAAUAGAGAUUUUAACUUCAAGGUUAAUUUUGUGUGUGUCUGGUAGAUGGUUGUGUUGGAUCGAUCAACCUUUGACGAUCUGUGAUCAUCAUCUUUUGAUGAGGAAAAUAAUCUGGACACAUGUUCUUGAUUAUAUAUAUUCAAUAACAUGGAAGUGAGGAGAUCUUGUCUUGCUCGACAUUAUAUAUAUGUAUUGAAGCUGUCCAAAGCAUUGUUCUUUUAAUAAUAUGAGGAUUUAUAAUGCUAAUGAAGCUUGUUUUGA
Populus euphratica (Euphrates poplar) is the source of this 827-nucleotide messenger RNA. RefSeq lists its product as uncharacterized. Bases 59 to 568 code for a protein of 169 amino acids. Gene Ontology annotation, molecular function: protein binding. The transcript has 3 exons. The record is from RefSeq and is a predicted model, not a curated record. Lineage: Eukaryota; Viridiplantae; Streptophyta; Magnoliopsida; Malpighiales; Salicaceae.